Striga hermonthica is the source of this 1419-nucleotide messenger RNA. The record is from the annotation of a GenBank genome assembly. NCBI's taxonomy places the organism in Eukaryota, Viridiplantae, Streptophyta, Magnoliopsida, Lamiales, Orobanchaceae.
AUGGCCGGCGAGAAAUCGAAGAAAAGCGAUUUCAUCGAAAUCUCAUCUUCAGAAGAAUCAGAAUCAGAAUCGGAAUCAAAAUUUGAAUCGGAAUCAGAACCUCCGUCGCCGGAGAGUGAUGAAGAUUUCUCCGAGAGGAACAGUGAUGAUGGUGAGGAGGAGGAGGAGGACGGUGAUUCUUCUUGCAAGUGGAUUGAUUCGGAAGAUGAAAAAGAGGAUGAGUGUAAUCGGGCCGAUGAUGAUGAUGAAGAUUGUGUUUAUAAAGAUGAUUUAGAAUCAAUGUGCAAUAAAGUUGUUCAAAUUAUCAGAGGGAGGAGUGAUCUGCAAGAACUUAUGUUGGUGGAAUGUAAAGCGUAUCUAAGACGACAUGGGUUGAGACUGUCUGGAACUAAAGAAGAGUGCAUUGAAAGGAUCAAGGAGCACUUGAGGUUAAAAGAUGGAAAUGGCGAAACAUAUUAUCCCAGAUCGUCAUUUACGAUUGACUGCACGGGUGAUGUGUGCAAAGGAGAUGUCGUCUUGUUCAAUCAGAAAGUACACCAAAAUCGUUCAAAGAAGAUGCCUGGAAGCCGGAAUCUUUGGCGGAGGACAGUUGCCGGGAGAAUUGUCAAGGAAAGUUAUGGUGCUGCCAAGCAACAACAUACUUUCACGGUUGAAGUGCUUUGGUCCAAAGGGGCUAAGAGAUUAGAUCCAAUGUCCCCUCUACUCGUGAAGGGCCGCAACCUGUACAAAAUGAAGACAUUUAGACAGCGUUGGAAGAAUGAAAAAGAGAGAUUAAGAGUACUUGCUGAGAAGCAUAAACGAGGAGCCGCUGCAAGAACAGUUAGAGCCAUGAGAAAUGCAAAAGCAGUUGUGAAGACGAAAAACUCCUCAUCACAUAAGGGCCCCAAACGCCACAAGCAUUCCCAUCACAUAGGUCCUUCGCAUUCCCAUCGCAUAGGUCCUGGAAAAAGAGACAAUACAACUCGAAAUAAAAAACAUCCAAAUACAUGUUUGGAGCCGUCAGCCAAAAACAAGAAAUGGCAGCCUCGUCCGAAUUACAAUCCUUUUCAAACAACUUCGAGGUCAAAGCAAAAUUCUCAUACGAGGCAUCCAAACCCGGUUUUCCAACCCAAUGGAGUUCGAGAAUUCCAAGGUUUUUCGUACAAUUUUCCUGCCCAAAUCCCUUACCAUUUUCAGUCAAACGUUUUACCGAGAGAACAAGCGCAUCACUACUUUCCUUCUCCUCGAGGUUUUGUGCCCCCAGCUGAAUUACCAUGCUUGGAAAAUCCAUUUCCAUAUUGGAAAGGAUUAGGUCGAGGUAGUUAUCCACAUUCUAGGAGUUCAAAUGUGCUGAGAAAUGUGAACUACUUCCCCGGACUAAUAGACAAGCACAACCCAUCAUCUUACCCGUCAAGUGUCGACACACACAGAUGGAGAUGA